Molecule: messenger RNA, 12906 nt
Organism: Caenorhabditis auriculariae
Lineage: Eukaryota; Metazoa; Nematoda; Chromadorea; Rhabditida; Rhabditidae
Source: the annotation of a GenBank genome assembly
AUGGCAGGAUACCAGCAGCAACCAAUAUCUGGUCAGUGUGGUCGAGUUCUAUACAAAAAACGUUAUCCUCGUAUUUUUCCUCAAUCUUGAUUUCACAGUCAGCCUUUUUCUGAACAGAACAUUUUAAAUUUGAAUCAGUGAAAAAUUAAAUGAUUACGUUUGAUUCAUAAACUACAUGUACAGUUCGACAGUUGAAAUUAAACUUCUCAGGAUUCACUGGCCAUAUUCCUGGUGCAAAAUGGCAAGUUGGAAGCCGACCGCCCCAACCUUCUCCUUCUCAACAGCCGCGUGACGGUGUGUUUUUUUGAUUGCGAUUUCCAAAAAAAGUCUCUUGCAGAUGUUCCAAACAAUCCUCGCACCAGUCGACCUAAAGAAAACCCAACUACCGUAUCAUUUUCUCAGCUAUUUUUUCAUGAAUUAUUUCCUUCAGGAAGCUCAAGAUGACGAAGGACCACAGGAUUUCAGUGAAAUGACAAAUGAAGAAUUGCGAGAAAGCCUACAACAAAUGCAAUUAGGCAUGCAAAAGUUGAGAAGAGCUUUGUCCGGAAAUCUUCAUGGAGGUGUGGGAAUAAAUUUAUUCUAACUAAAACUCUUGAAAGUUCAAAAAAUAUAUGAAUUUCCAAACGUUUUCAUGCUUGUCGCUUGUUUUCUUUCUUGAAAUUUUUUGCCUUCAGCGUCAGAUGGGAUGCCUCAAAGUGCCACGAACUCUGAUUUUUCUCUUGGUUUCAAUUCUCAAGGCAUUCCAAUCAGACGGGAGGCCCCUGCUUCGGUAUAUUAAGUUUGAACGAUUCCCAAAACUUUUUGGUUUCAGGACACAUCAAUUCAAGUGAACAAUCGUUACACCCGCUACAAUGGCCAAAAUGCGUCCAACGCAGCAAAUCAAAGGAGCAAAAGUGUUCCAAGAAGUAAGUUUCUGGAACAUUCCUUUUUUUUAUCUUUGCUCCGUCUAUUUUUUUUUCCAAUUUGUUUAUUCCAUGUUAUCUUCUGAAAAGUGAAGAUUUUGCUUUUUAUGAUUUCAGAAAUCGAGAAAGAUCCAUUCGAAGGUAUCGAGGCAGGCUGGUGGAGUAAAGGCGAGGUUCAGAGAAACAAGGUUUUUUGAACUCUCUACCCUACUUUUUUCCCUAACAUUUUCCUAAUUUCAACCUGACUGAACGAAAUCAAAGCAAUUUAAGGAAAGAAGAGAAAUAGCAAACAGAGGUCGUGCGGUCGCAGGUGGGGACUGGCAACAGUUACCUCCAAGUCCAGUCAGCAAUAGACGGCGAUACCAAGUAAGCCUUAGGGUUUCACUUGAACAAAUGAAAAUUUCAAUCGUUUCAGGCGCAGCGAGAAAUGGAUGAAGACGACAUCCCAACAGCCGGAUACAGCGGUCAUAUUCAAGGUAUGUCGACAAUAUCGUGCUUGUUAAGAAACAAAGUUCGACUGCUUCUUACUACAGACGUUUUUCAGCACCUUUUGAACUUUUGAUGAUACUUUUUUAAAGUGUACUUUAGAACCUCCUGAUUCCGGAACAAGAGACAAAAUUUCUCAGAAAACAUCUUAUUCCGAUUUCUGAAACGUCAACUAUUAAAAUAUAAGCACGACAAAGAAAACGCUCCUUUAAGUUUUCGAAGCGUCCUUAAUCGGAAACCAGAUCUCUCCUAUAUAAACCCUAGAUUUCAAAAAAAAUGGUCUGCAGAAGGAAUAAUUUCAGGUAUGCGUCAGCUUGGCAUAGGUAAACCUUUCAAUGUGGCUGCCAAACAAGCUAAACAAGAAUAUAUCGAGCGACGUAAAGCCUAUAACAGAAGCCACGGUUAGUAUUUAAAAUAAAAAACGAGUCAAACUCAGAAAAUCAGAUCAAAUAUUCGGAGACCGGUCCGCAAUACGCUUCAACGACAAUCCAUCUUGAACUUGUUAACUGAAAUUCUAUUCACCGAUGAUCAAGAUAUACGAUGCAUGCCACGCCGAACUUUUAGUUUGCAUUUUUUUUGUCAGCUUCUGAUUGUUUGGGUUACCACCAUGACUUUCACAAAGCUCUGUGUUUUAUGAAUAUCAAUCUGAUAAACUUGUUUUCAAAUUGGGAAUAUUUGAGUUCUUAAAACAGACUUCGUUUUUGAAUCGUUACAUGGAAUUUUUAAUUUGAGGCGGGAAACUGUCUUAUUUCACAUUUAAAGUAGCCUCAAAGAUCAUCUGGAAUAUUUACACAUUUUUCCGUCCAAUUUGCUAUUGUCUUAAAUUUUUUUAUGACUCGAAAAUGGUUUUUUUCUAAACAUUCAUUUCUUUUGAAACCAUCUAAAAAAAUUCGGUUUUUUUCCAGUAUCUUUUUUUCAGCCCUAUGGAUUGCUCGCAAACUUUUGCCAUAUAUGUGAGGUUGCCGUUUCAACAUACAGGUAGAAUAUCACAAUUCUCAAAUUUCAUAGUAUAUCCAAGUUUCGUUGAGAUUACCUAACUUUGAUGAAAUUUAGUAAAAAAAGGUUGAUUUCUUUUUCGGCGGUACUGUAUCAUUUUGGAUAGAGUGUGAAAAACGUUUAUCCUGAAUCCACAAAACAGAGAGAGCCAGCCUAAAAGUCAACAGGGUUGCUCUAAAAGGCCAUGAACGAAUGGCCGACAGGUUGCCGGUUGUCUGGAAACGGUCGGAAAUGCGUCAUCAACGGCGGCUUCCGGCCCGGUGUUAUGCCAGACGGCGGCGACCCGGUGAGUCAUGGCAAACAUUUUUCAUGAAGCUGGACACUUCAACCGCCGGAUGACGUGAGCUUCUGCUAAAUACAAAAGCCUCUGCCCGACGCUCCAUCCGCAUUUUCUCAUUGCUUCUGGGUGAAAAUCAUUUUCUUUCUGGCCAGUACUUCUGUGUUUAAUUUCAACCAUUCUUAUUUAUCUCUAUCAAACUUCCGUGACUAUUUUUGUUUGGAAAUUGGCAAACAGCUCACAAAAGGAAAAGAAGGUUUUGUAUGGCUCAAAUCGUGUUUUGUGCAGGUGCUUAAGACUCAUCAAAACACCUGUUGUAAGAAAGCCGUCGAGAGCAAAGAAAACUGAGUACCAGUCCCUAGAACUGAAAUUGGAAGUGUCAGCUUCGAUAUUUUCAUUUGGAAAACUUUUUAAGAAUGGCACUUUGUCUGAAGCUGUGAUAAAAGAUUAAAAGAUGCUUGAAAUUUUUGGAUAAAAAGUUUGUUUGGUAAUCUUCUUUUUUGAAUAUUUAGAAGGAUUUGAAGUUACUCCUUGAUUUUUGGAGCCUGAAUUGUAUACUUUACAGUUUUUUUGAUUUUUUUCUUUUUCUAGACGAAGUUCUAUUAGCUACAGCUUAAAAAGUCAAGUUUCAUUUUUUUAGAAGUAAGUAAUUUCUUCUCUGCCAAUCGAAUUUUUGUUUCGAAGAAUUAAAAGAUUGAAAAAUAUUAUUUUUUUAAGUCUAUGACUGUUGAAAAAAAACCGGUGUUAUGUACCUGGAAGUUGUCUGAGCGGCGACGCUCGCCAGUCAAAACAAGAGAUCAUGAGGAGUCGCCGAGAAGGGCGAGCUUGAUAUUUUUGGCGCUCGUUCUCCUUCACCCUUCACCUCGGCGCCAAGGCGAAAAACAAACCAGAAACAGCUCGACGCAGUCGCACAAAAGCCUAAAACAAUUGUGAAAAUGAGCAAGGAGGCAGCGUUCAGAAAUCGGAGUCGCCGGACCGAUCAGCCUGACCGUUGUUUGCCGCGGGCGGCGUCUCAUGCACGCCCUCAGGCCUCUCGUCUUCCUACUUGAGGGCCGGCUGUUCGAGUUCGUGUAUCCGACGCACCGUUUCGGGAAGAGACGCCUUCUCCGUUCUAAACGUUUGCUCGCGGCUUUUUUUUUUGGGAAGGGCUUUUGGGACCUAGGCCUUCCUGAUUUUAUUUGUCGCUCCGACGACGCUGCUUGAAGGUUGGCCACUUUCUAUUCUUAUUUGAGAUCCUAUGCUGAAGCUUUUCCUUGUAGAUAUUUGUUUUCCUCGGUUGUAUUAUAUGUUAAAGAUUGAUUAUAAAUCACACUUUUUUUACUAUGGUACCGUUGAGAAUCGUUUUUUUGCCCUAUAUUCAAGUGGUCUGAGAUAUAUAAAAAUUCACUCAGAUUCCUUUAUACAGAAAAAAUCAAACAUAAAUAUUUUUCACUUAAUCCUUAUCAAUCGUGACUUUUAUCCGAUUCGAAUACAUAAUUUUUUUCAAAUUUCAACUAUUUCUUUCAGAAUCAGCUCAGACUAUGCGCUUAUUCAUACCGCGAUGGUCAAUUUUGGUGAGUUCGACCCUUUUGAGACUGUCAUAAUAAAAAUUUCCAGCUACCAGCGGUUUUUUUGACUGUCAAAGCAAGUCUGGAAUGCGAUCCAACGUCAAACGUGAAGAAAAUUGACCCAUCAAACCCAGAAUCGUAUUUGUAUUGUAAUUUGGAAGGGUUAGUUUGAUAUCAUUCAUUUUGCUCCUUAUAUUAAUUCCCGAGAUGCCCACAAUAAUUAAUAUUUUAUAGCUCUUUCUCGAAACGAAAAUGCUUGGGCGGCAAAGUUUUCAACGCGGAAACAAGCGAAUGUGAGCUUCUGCGUCAGUCGGACUCUCCAGUCGACAAUUUUGAUGAUAUUUUCUCACAACCUUUCUAUCAAGCUCCAGGUACAGUUUUCCUGUAUUUGGAAUAAAAGAUCCGUUUCAGAUGACCUUUGCGGAUCUGGAAUUCCGUUGACAAUUUUAUCAGCUCCUGUUGUGUGUAAUCCUUCCAUAAGCAGUUGUCCAGAUGGUAAAUUUUUGUGAAUUCGUUGAAUUUUUUGGAAAUUCUUAGAAAAAUUCUAGACUAAAUAAUUUUCAGGCUACGUUUGCCGUCUUUAUGAACGCACAGGAACUUCCUAUUGCUGUCAAAACCCAUCACCAACGAGUGGAUCGACCAGCAGGAGCAACGACCGUAUCACCUGUGGAGAAGGAAGGACAACAUUCAUUGAGGUAUAAUAUGAAAAUCGAGCUUAGUUUUGUUUUUCAUGCUUAAAACACACGAAGUUGAAUGAUAACCGUAAAACUGAAAAAAAAUGGUUCAUAGAAGAAAAACACUUGUUUUUUAUGUGCUCGGAAAAGUUCAUAAGCUCAUUUCUGGUCAAUAUUUGCUUCGAAAAAACAGAGAAAUGUGCGCGAUUCCUCUUGGGUGGUCUGCUCAGUUGCCAGGGACAUUUUUCUUGAUCUAUGAAGAUUUUCUCAAUCAUCGUUCCAUUAAUGUAAACCUCCGCAAUACAAACAAAACUUUCCAUUUUGAAAUUUGAGACGUUUUCUUUUUUUGAUCACUGUCCAUCGAAAGAAAAAAACUAUGCCGUUUGGAUUUUAUUUACACAAUAAAGCAGUCGGGAACGGAUACGUCCUUCUUGAGAUUUUAUUUGGAGACUCCGCAAACAUCAAUUUUUUCUCAAUCAAAAAGUGACGAUGAAGAAAAGAAAAAACACAGAAUAAAUUAUCGAUUUUGAGCUUUCAUCGGGAAAACCGCGAUCUUGCGUCCUUUCCAACGCCGCGUCUUGUCCUACAGGUUUUGCGUGUACUCUCGUUUCUGGAAGUACUACUAGGUAACUUUUGUUGCUUUUUCACAUAAUAAAAAGCUGAAAAAUCAAAGAUGCUGUGCAAAGGAUCUCGGCUGUCCUGCCAAUUCAGCCCCUCAACUACGUCCCAACACUGCUUCUCAUGUCGAAUGUUCAUCUCAAAUGUCAGUUUUUUGUUUGGAUCAUUCUCUCCAACUCAUUGAUUCAGGCAGUGCCAACAAGGCUUCUCCUGCCUGAAAAGCACUUAUCUGAACAAGAACAUUUGCUGCUCGGAAAACGACGGAGAAAGCAAUGGUUCAUUUGUCGAAAUCACUUCUCCUAUUUUUGAACUCUCAGGAACUUGCCCUAAUGGAGAAGAAGCUCUUGGAGGUACAACUUGCUCGGCUUCCAAAUCCUGUCCUACCGGAUUUGUGUGCAACAACGAAAAGUGUUGCCCAUCUACUGGUGAGUCGAGAACCAGUUUUAUCGAAAAAUAUUGGAAUUUUUCGCAGGCUCAUGCCCAGUUGGAUCGCCUUUGGGCGGUGGACCGAUGACAUGCAGUGAAAAGUCGCCUUGUUCAGAAGGUUACACUUGCAUCACUACCAAUGGAGCUCAGUUUUGCUGUCCCUCAAAAGGUUUGCUUUCAAUGAUAUUCUAACGCAAAUUCGACUAACUUUUCAGAGAAAGUGUGCAUUCAGUCGAAGAACGCCGGCGUCUCCUGCGCUUCUAAUCGACCUUCUGUAACUCGUUAUCAUUUCGACAGAGCGACGGGUACUUGCAGAUCUUUCAAAUACAGGUACUUUUCCUUUUUUAAUGUAUUUUAAUUUUCCUCUCGGAAUCCAAUCCCUGCAAAAAACUUCGAUUUUUAAAGAGUCAAAAAGUGGAAAAUAAAGUUUUUUUUUAAACUUUCGCAGUUGGUUCGUCUGGCGUUUUUUGAGCAGGGAAUAUGAAAAAUUAUGAAGGAAUUGCUAUCUUUCGAACUCCAACUUAACCCUCGGCUCUUGAAACAGCAAACUAACUUUUGACUUCGAAAAUUUUCCUAUGAAAAUCUGAAGAAUAUUUAAUCAAAAGUAGAACGCUGAAAAAAGAAGCUGGUGAAUUGAGAAGUUCUGAAUGAAAAAAAUUUCAUUUCUUAACAGAAUUUUUUAAAAGAAGCUACUUACAGCCAAUGCGGAGGAAACGCCAACAACUUCCACUCGUUAGAAGAAUGCGAAGGAUUCUGCGUAGAUACGCAAUGUCCCAACGGACAGGCGUUCCGCGUCGGAGCCGUCAAUGCCGCCUGUGCACUCUCCUCACUCGACACAUGUCCCAAGCAGCACUUCUGCCAACAGCCGCUCUUUGGCCCGAGUCCUAUCUGCUGUCCGACGCCUGAGCAAACAUGCAACGAGAUGGUGUCCGCCGGGACGCCUUGUUUCGGCCGUUCUCUCACUUUCCAGCGGUUUUACUUCAACCCGUCUACUCAGUUAGUUUUAUUGAUUUGUUAUGUCAUUUUUUUCUAAUGCGGAAUUUGGAAAAUUUGCCGCCGUAAUGAGAACCUCACAGGACAAUAGGACAUUUUAGGAUUUUCUGAUUUCAUAUCAUAAUAAAACAUUAAACAGUUUUUUAAAUUUUUUUCUUCAGAAAAUGUCAGCCCUUCCAAUAUUACGGAUGCAAUGGAAAUGGAAACAAUUUUGAAUCGGCUGAACAAUGCAAAAGCUUCUGUCUUCACGCUGUCGAUAGCGGUGAAUUUUUAAAUUCAACUUGGGCCUUUUGGAAAAUAUCAAAAGUUCACUAGACGUUCCAUUUUCAGUGUGCGGAGGACAAGCUCCUUUGAUGAACCCUAACCAGGAGCUUCAAAAAUGCAGUACGAAUAUCCCUUGCCCCAACGGCUAUGAAUGCAACGACGCGUCUUUCUGCUGCCCAACUUCCGGUAAGUCUGAUCAUUCUUUCAAGAUUAUCCAACCAAAUGUUUCAGCGACAGCCUGCAGUGCUGUUCUUUCCAAAGGCAACUCCUGCAAAGGCUCCACCCAGCGAUCGAUGUGGUACUACGACAAAUCUACCCAAAAAUGCUCUCAAUUCGUUUAUAACGGUUUGAGAUAAAAUCUAAUUUAAACAAGUAUUUUUUUUUCAUUCAGGUUGUGGAGGUACUCCAAACCGAUUUUAUUCCAAAGGAGCCUGUACGGACGCUUGCGUUCAAGCGAACCUCUUGGGAAGCUGUCCAAGAGGAAUGAGUCCUUUCAUUGACAAUGGAGAGACCACUCCCAAGGUGAAUUCUUUGCCAUCAAAAAAAAAAUAAUAAUGAUAAUAACAGGCCUGCACGCUCAACGUCCGAGGAACCUGUCCAAACCAAGCUUCUUGCGUUAGAUCCACCACCAAUCAGCCCAUUUGCUGUCAGACGGUCACUGCUUGUCCUCAAAACCGUACUCCAUACCUCAUUCCGGGUAUCCCUUUCUCAAAUCAUUUUUAGGUAUUUUUCUUUAUUUCAGGAUCGAACUCUGUGGUAUCUUGCAACAGCGAAGGAAAUGACUGUCCUGAUAAUUAUUCCUGUUUGGAGUCGAGGUUUUUAAAUCACCACUUAAAAAAAUAAUAAAAAAAUUAUUUAUUUUUUUCCAGUACUGCACCUGGAUUCCACAUGUGCUGCUCUUCCAUUUCUUCACAAAGACCGACACGCCCAAGAAACAGCAAUGUCAGUUUCAAUUGAAAUAUUUCAUCGCACACCUUUCUUCAUUAGAUCCGUAAGCCAUACGAGCCUGAUACCUUGGCUGAGCUCAUCGAAAACGUUUCUCCUUGCCCACCUCACCUCGUCAGCAACGGACAAACUUGCACCGUCAACGCUCCAGGUGAGCUCGACAAUUCUCCCAAAAAACGUACUUUUCCGCGUGAAAUUAGAUACAUUGAGAAACAAAUUUAGGGACAUUGGCCAACAAGUUUUUAAGAUUAGAUAAACUUAUUGCACAGCUCCAUACAUACAGUACUCCUUCUUGAAGAUAUUAUAUUCCUCUAAAAUGUUUCAAAAAGUCUCGGAAAAAGUCGCUACUUUUUUUGAGAACGUAAAAUUAAUCAGAACGUCAAGGUAAUUUUUUUAUAUUAAACUACAUCAAAAAAAUUUGAUAUUUAAUGCUGAUUGAAAUGCAAUAAUUUUUAACUUUCUGAUUUAUCCGAUCAAUAAAUUUCAAUUUCGCCACUUCUGCUGUUUUCUGAAGAAUAAGCUGAUUUUCCAAUAAGUAUCGUAGUGCGCGUGGAGAUCGUAAAACUGAACACAAGCUGUGAAAAACUGAUUUUAAAUUCAAAAAAAACCUCUUUUUCUAACGCCUAUGUUUUACAGGAGACUGCCCAUCAAGUCACGUUUGCUUCCGAGACGUUGGCUACGAGUACGGAUCCUGCUGUCGAACCACUCCUCCAAAGUGCGCUUUGAAGGGUUAUGUACCCGUAUUCAUCGAAAAAACCCAGGUGGAAUAUUUCUUAUGCUUAAUAUCACCUCAAAGCCUUUUCAGGUUCAAAUCUGUCAAGUAGAUAUUGGAGGCUGUCCGAAGGAUUCUCGAUGCAUGACUUCGAACGUGGCAAAACUAUCGAUCUGCUGCAAAGUCUACACCCCACCACAGCCUGCUAUAAACCGACCGAACAAAGCUGUAAGUGUAUUUUUGAAUCAGGGAAUUGGAUAAGUUUAUUGAUUUUCAGGGAGCCGUUUCUAACAGACAAGCCAUUUGCGCCAACGGCGAAAGGGCCUUCACGACGCCAGAUAACAAACUUCAAGAGUGCAAUUUUGUACACAACACUUGUCCAACCGGAUAUCAGUGAGUUUUUUUAUCGAUUAACUUUUCCUUCAUUACUUUAUCAAAUAGUAACUAAAAAAAUGCUCCCUUUGGCCGCUGAAUUUAUCAACUCAAAAUGUUUCCUAAGUUUUUCAAUUAUCUUCACUGGAAGACAUCAGAGGUUCGACUUCUCUUUGGAAGUUCAACUUAAGAAAAAUCAAUUGAUAAGUUGAAGGAAAAUAAAUAGCAUUUAUUACGCGCAGAACAAGUGUACGGUAAUUCGAGUCCGCAAAAGGUCGAUGGUGAGAAAUACGAACCUUUCCUUGCGUCUCUCAAUUCGGUGGUUCCCUAGGAGUUUUUCAAACGUAGAUUGGAUUUUCGAAGCACGAGAGAGUCAAGCCAAAUAAAGAGAUUACUGAUCAGCCUCAAAAAUUUUCGGAAGUGUUGGUAAAAAAAAGCGAUUAAAUAAUUUGAAUGAUGUAUCUGAUAAUUUUUGCUAUUUUGAAUCUCACAAAAAUUAUCACAAAAAACUUGUUUUCUGUAAAUUUGAUAAAAAAACACAUAGAUCGGACGUCGUAAUUCUAUCAUUAGAGGAUGAAGUCCACUGAGGUUGAUGGAAUACGAAAUUUGUGGAAUUCCAGAUGCGAGUUCUCUUCAACGGGUCAAGCCGUAUGCUGUAUGAACGCGAAUUCGAUCCGUUGCCCGGCCGGCUCUUCUGUCUUCGAAUUCGGAGGUCGCCCACUCGCCUGCCCUCCCGGAAGCAACAAAUGUCCUGCCGGUUACGCCUGUCUUCCUUCUCAAAAUCCGCAACACCAUCUGUGCUGUUCGACGGGAAUCGCCGUCACCUCACAGCCCCAGUGUGCCCGCGGCGUGGCCUUUGUUAAUCCAGGUGAGAGUUUGGUGCGAAAUCAUCACCUUGAAACACAAAAAGUUAUUAUCCUUACUUUUUCGAUCAUAUAUUAUUUCAUUAAAAAAAUCAGACUGUUUUAUUAAGCUUCCAAUGAGUUUGAAAAAGUUACAUCACAAAAAAUUUUAAAAAAAAUUCAACGAUUCUCAAUCAAAUCAAAAGAAAAAAAAAAACUUUUCAUCGAAAAAUGGUUUCAGCGACGAACCAACGACAAUUCUGCAAUCCGCAUGCUAGCGACUGUCCUGCUGGAUAUCACUGUUUCGAAUCGGACAGUCCUACGCAGUUCAUCUGCUGUACCCAUGGCGAUUUGAACGACCGUUUCAGAGGUUAUUUUUUUCUUUGACCAUUUUUUUUUUACUAUUUGAGAGAAAAAACUUGGAAUAAUUAGUAGAGUUAGGCCUCUGAAAGGGCUAUAGCUUGAAAUUUUUCAAUAUUAUUUUUUUAUCUAGUUGUUGGCACAGUUUUAACGGUUUUCUCUGUGUCUUUUUUAAGUUUCUCACUUCUCUUUUUCCAAUCAGAAAUGGCAAAGUAUUAUUUUAAUAACUAUUCUUUUUUAAAGGUUAUUGCCCACCUCGCCAAGUUCCAUACGUCUCACGAGACGGAUUCCCACCAACAUGCCACAUGCAGUUGAAUCCUUGUCCGACCACUGCGCCCUACAUUUGCAUCUACUCUCCAGAAAAGCAGGUAAGCUUUUUUUGAAUAAAGAUCUUAAAAAGCGCAGUUUCAUAUUGAUGAAAUAAUUCUCCAAUUACUUCAGGAUUCUUACUGCUGCGCUCCCAUCGAUACCGCCGUUCGAUCUUACAUACCUGACAGAGCCUCUGCUUCGCCCAUGAAAAAAAUUGGAACAGGUUUUUCUCAGAUAUUUUAAAUGACCUUCAAAAAAAUUAUCUCUAGGAGCCGAUUACGGAGAACAUCUUGGUUUGCCAGAAGCUCCCAUUUCCAACGUGCCUGGUAUGACACAAACGUUCCCAGGAGGUCCGGCAGCUCCCGGGAUGGGUCCUGUCGCAAUUCCUGACCCUAUUCCAGGCGUUGACUCUAAACUGGUAGACUUGAAUAUUUGAGUUUGGUUGAGCGCUCAUUUUCUUAGAUUUUGCCGCCUGGCCUCGCCAACAGUCAAUUGAACAACCAGCCGACCAUCGAGAACAAGAAUCAGCCGAGUGGAAAUUUGUUCGAAAAUAAUGGAAAUAGUGGACCUAAACUCAGUGGUCUUCCUGUUGGUGUAGUUACCCAGGUGAGCCAUUUUUCGAUUUAAUGAUAACGUCGUAUAAGAUAAGACUGUUAGGACUUGAAUGAAAAGAAAGGAAAAAACUUUAAUGGAAAGUAUAAAUGAAAAGGGAGAGCACCCUGCUAUGAAAUAAAGAACUUAACAGGAAAAAUAAAGUAAGCCAAAGAAAAAAAAAAACAAAUUAUCGAAUUUGAGGUUGGCGGCUUCACUGGAUUCGGAGAGCAGUCGGGCGGAUCAGGAGGCUGUCCACUGGGCUCUCGACCUCUGAUGGGCAUGGACCGACAAGUUGCCGAGUGCUCUCAGCAGCCUUGUCCGGAAGGAUUCUCGUGCGUCUUCGCUGAGAAAGAGAACCGUUUCCAAUGCUGUUCGUCGUCUUCCAUCAUGCUCGCCAUGGGCCGACCCACUGGGGAGGCUACUCCGACGCCAACUCUCGCCAACAAUCUUGAAUGCCCCCCAGGAUUCUUCAUGAUUGACGGAAAAUGCCUGAAAGGUUUGUUUGUAUUUUUCAAAACGCCAGCUCCGUUUAACGUCACUCUGCGUUUCGAAAAAAAUAUAAAAAAAUUAUAUUAAAACUGAAACCAAAAAGUUUUUCCAAAAGCAAGAAUUUCAGAGCCAUAUUAUUAUAUAAGUCUUUUUCUAACUGUCAAAAAAAAGCGUUUCAAGCGCGCUCACAGACUAUUUUUCAAUGGAAACUAUUUUUAAAUGAGAGAAGAAUUUUUGGCCUCUACUAGCGAGUUCAAGCACAACUGAGUUUCCAAACUUUUUUUUUUUGAUUUUCGAUAGUAUUCUGCAAAAUGAAAUGUUUUCAGUACUGUUCGCUGGACAGAAAGGCUGCGUUUCCGACGAUCAGUGCAGCAACAGAGAGCCUAAUGCAACCUGUGACAGCGGCUAUUGCAUCUGUCCCACCGGAAAACCGUUGGUCCACGGUGGAAGAUGUGUCGCGACUUGCCCGGAAGGCUUCGCCAACAUUGCUGGACGGUACCUUCUUCAAAAGGUCGAUUCAGCCCUAAUUCAUGCUUUUUUCUGCAGAUGCUACGAUCCGACAACGGUAAUCUUCAUGGACUCCGUCGACGAGCGAAGCAACGGAACUAUCGGCGGAUACUGUCUGGAUACUCUCAUUGAGGAGAAAAGGUAUGAAAUCUUCAAAAACACCUUUUGAGAAAAUCGUGCUUUAGAUGCAAUGUCGAGCACAGCUACUGUUCUGAAAAAACGAUCACUUGUCAAUGCAUGCCUGGUUUCGAUUUAGACAUGGACUUUGACAACAAGAACGACAAGGUUGGAGGGAAAUAUCGAAGAUAAACGGAAGAGCUUUGUGUUUUAGGGUAAUUGCAAGAAGAACAGCAACUCCAAGUUCUUGAACUCCGAGCUUGGAACGCCUCCGCCGGCGGACGACGAACUUUAUUUCAUUGACAUAAGUUGGUUUUCAAAUCAUUUUCGAGCACUAAAUAUCACACCUCGCUACAAAAGCCUUCGUUUCAGGCUCCAUGGGAACCGAUUCCACAGGAAACGAGACAGAGAAAGCGAAUGAAGAUUUGACGAGAUACCUCUUCCAGGCUGACGAAAUGGUUCCUGUUUUCGCCUAA